ACGGCGUUCGUGUACCUACUAUCAAUGUUAAUGUUGGACUAUCAUUAUUGGCGCUUUCAUACCUUGAGAAUUUUAUCGUUGAUCCUAACUUAAUUGUUACCUUGGUUGUGCAACCGGAAAGAUGGUAA
This is a messenger RNA of Racocetra persica, 128 nucleotides long. The record is from the annotation of a GenBank genome assembly. Lineage: Eukaryota; Fungi; Glomeromycota; Glomeromycetes; Diversisporales; Gigasporaceae.